Molecule: messenger RNA, 195 nt
Organism: Paramecium tetraurelia
Lineage: Eukaryota; Ciliophora; Oligohymenophorea; Peniculida; Parameciidae
Exons: 1
Source: RefSeq, a predicted model, not a curated record
AUGACAAAUGAUAUGAUACUAAAAAUUGUAUCGAAAUUAGAGAAUAAACUUAAACCUUAAGUUAGACCCAAUAAAUUGAAUCUGAAAAUAAUUCAACAUUUUAAUAAGUAUAUCUAUUUUUCCGCCUUUAAUAUUAAAUUUUAUCCUAAUCAUUUAUAAGUUUUUCAUAUAUUCAAAAAUUAAAUUCUUCGUUGA